CGCCGAUGUACUUUAGCUGUAUCUGAGCUGCAGAGUAACGUCAAGCAACAAAAAUGCGUCUCUACGAAUUUUCUUUGAUAGUCAUUUUGUUUGUCUCUGCUAUAGAAUUGACUCGAGCCAGCCGUCUUUCGGUAAGCGGAAACAAACUCAUGUUCAAUGGGAAAUCCGUUUUCCUUUCAGGUGUCAACUUUGCGUGGAACUCUUAUGGGUACGACUUUGGAAACGGUCAGUACACGGCAAACUCAAAAACUAUUUUAGAGCAAUGGUUAGCUGAGGUGGCAACAAAUGGAGGCAACAGCGUUCGUGUUUGGCUUCAUGUGGAAGGCGAUAAUACUCCAAAUUACGACGCAAACGGCUAUGUCCUGGGUCCAGAUAAGACUGGGACCCUGAUUCCCGACAUGAAAUCAUUCCUGAAUUCUGCCAAGGCGAAAAAUAUUCUAGUGAUUUUUGUCUUGUGGAACGGCGCCCUUCUUAGGAAUCAGAAUUCCAUCAAUCUAUACUGGGAUAAUAGUAAACUUCAGACUUAUCUUGACAAGGCUUUGACGCCCAUGGUGAAAGCCCUUGCAGCUCAUCCAGCACUAGGAGCUUGGGAAAUCGUCAACGAACCGGAAGGACUACUUUAUAAUAAUAAACCUGACGCCAAUAGCUGUUUCAACACGGUACCUAUUGCAAACUCAGGAGCCGGAUGGACUGGAAAAUGGAUUCCGAUGAAACAAAUCCAGCUAUUUAUCAACUGGCAGGCGGCAGCAAUUAAAGCAGCGGAUCCCGGAGCUUUAGUUACCGUCGGUACUUGGUCCCAGUACAGUCAAACAAACGUUUUCUCCGAUACAAGAAAUUACUAUACGGAUGCCUGUCUGAUUGCAGCUGGAGGGAAAACAUUAGGGAAACUUGAUUUCUACCAAAUUCAUACUUACACACCUUUUAGUGCGUCUGCACCUUUUAAGGUCGUGACUUCAACAUACGGUUUGAAUAAGCCGGUUACGAUUGGUGAAUUUUCUGCCUCUUGUUCUGGAGGCAUGACCAUUCAGCAAAUGUACAAUUACGCCUACGGAAAUGGAUAUCAGGCGGCAUGGGGUUGGCAGUAUGCCGGCGGUUAUUGCUCCGAUUCCAGAGCUACGCUUGAUUUAGGAAUGCUGCAGCUAAAGGGCAAAAGCGGUUCUGGUGGAUUGGUCAACUUCCCUGUCGUCUAGAGAUAACUCUUUUGUGUUUUUGCGAUUAGUGUACUGCAUUAUUAGACACUGUAAAAUGCAAGUCAGGGGAUUUGGUGGUGGAGGGCUGUGAAAAUACACAGAAUAUUGGAGUCUGCAA
Messenger RNA from Daphnia pulicaria, 1308 nucleotides. RefSeq names its product mannan endo-1,4-beta-mannosidase-like. NCBI's taxonomy places the organism in Eukaryota, Metazoa, Arthropoda, Branchiopoda, Diplostraca, Daphniidae. The record is from RefSeq and is a predicted model, not a curated record. Bases 54 to 1190 code for a protein of 378 amino acids. The transcript has 7 exons.